AUGAAGAUAACAACCCCCAAGACUGAGCGACCUCUCGCCUCGGUCGAGGAACACACCAGAGCAACCAUUAAAACAUUGUUCCAAUUUCUGCACGCACAGGGACAGGGUGACUACCUCGGCGAGCAAGUGACUCAACUAGAGCACUCGCUACAGUGCGCAUUUCUUGCCACGCAGUGCCCCAAACAUGGCAAUGACCCCGAGGUCAUACUGGCUGCACUUUUGCAUGAUGUCGGACGGUUCAUUCCCGCGGCCGAGAAGAUCGAGAAAAUGAUCACUCCCGACGGCCAAUAUAUUGGAAGACAAAGCCAUGAGGCUCUGGGAGAGACUUAUCUGCGCCAGAUUGGGUUCAGUGAGAAGGUGUGCAAGUUGGUUGGUGCGCAUGUAAUGGCUAAGCGAUAUUUGGUCGCGACAGAUCAAAGCUAUUAUGAUGCAUUGAGUGAGACCAGUAAGCGGACAUUGAAAUUCCAGGGUGGCGGAUACAAUACCGAGCAGGUCCGGGAGGCGCAACAGGAUCCCCUGCUGGAGGCAAAGCUUUCUGUCAGACGAUGUGAUGAUCUCGCGAAAAGGCCGAAUUUGAAAGUCCCUGAUCUGGAAGCCUAUGAGGAACUUGCCUAUCAAUGUCUCAUUGGUCAGUAUGAUCGUGACCUUCUUCCCAACAUAGACACUGAACAUCAAUCUAGACUCCCGGUCGAAAUUUACUCUACAUUCGAAAGAAUAUAG
Penicillium egyptiacum is the source of this 720-nucleotide messenger RNA. Lineage: Eukaryota; Fungi; Ascomycota; Eurotiomycetes; Eurotiales; Aspergillaceae. The record is from the annotation of a GenBank genome assembly.